UAAACGAAUCAACUUUUUUUUUCAACUCAUUAACAUCUUCCAAGAGUUCCAGCCUUCAAAAUGUUCAAGCCUUGCCCACUGGACUACUACGUAUCCAAGGAACAUCCAAGUAUUACAUUAUUUUACCAAAGAACUCUGGAUCUGCGGCUAUGCCAUCACAAACCCAAAUGGUAACAUCAAAAACGGCUCCACGUCUGCUUAAAGUAAUACCAUCACAAACUCAAUUACUGGUGACAUCAAAAACUGCUCCACCUGCACUUAAAGUAUAUCCAUCACCAAAGCAACUAUUGAUAAAAUCAAAGACUUCUUCACCGGUACUGAAAGUAAUCCCAAAAGUUAGGAUGCCAUCAAAUACUGUGAUAUCUAGAUCUGAACCUCCACUGAAAGUAGUCCCAUUGAAAAUUAUAAAAAAUCACCCGACAAAGGUACAUCCAAACACUCAAGUCGUAACCAAGAGUAAAAGUGCUUCGCCUACAUAUAUUAACCCUUUCAAUUAUACUCCUAAGGUAAAAAACACGUUACCAUCUAUCUGCAUACAAAAAAUUGCAGUGAAAGGUGAAGGAAACUUAAUGCAGGUAAAAAUGUUAGCAUGGGCUUGUAAAAUUUGCACGAAAGAAUUCCAUGAAAAAGAACAACUAAUGGAGCAUUACGAAAUGCAUAAGAAUACCACAGAUCAGCUAGGUGAUAUCGAUGAAAAUAACGAUGCAUAUAACAUAAGCAGCAAAGAAGUAACUUGCCCAGUUUGCUUGAGGACAUAUGCCCACAUGGACAGCUAUAGAGCACAUGUUGCUCUUAAACACAAACCAAAAGACCAUAAUUGUGAUACGUGUAAACGUACUUUUCCUGACGAUUUUUACUUGAGUCGUCAUAAUGCUACGCACAAUGAAGAUCCAGAAUUGUACGAGUGCGUGAUAUGCAAAAAGUUUCAAACAAAAAACGCCAAAAACUUAUACGAACAUAUAACCAAAGAACAUGUAAAAGAGGAAAUGUAUUGCAAGGAAUGUGACAAGACGUUCUUAUCGAAAACGUGGUUCGAAGAUCAUAAAAUAUUUCACGUAGAAAUUAACGAAAUAGAUAUGUAUAAAUGUAGCAGAUGCAAAUCUACCUUCACGACCAACUAUUCCUUGAUGGAACAUGUGCAGGAAGCUCAUAUCAAAUACAAAUGCGGUCAGUGUGAUGUAACCUUUCCCUACAAGCAAAAUUUAGACGAACAUAACCGCCAUCUGCAUGUAACUGCAGAAGAGUUACUUUGUAAUGAAUGUGGGAAAACAUUUACAAACGUAAAAUAUCUUAGGCGUCACGAAAAAACCCAUAAACCAGAGAAGUAUGUUUGUUAUAUUUGUGGUAAAAUAUUGGUAAAUAAACCAGGCUUCAAGCUUCACAUGAGAGUGCAUACUGGGGAAAAACCAUAUAAAUGCAAUUUCUGCAACAAAGCUUUUCGUCAAAGCAGCGUCUGCAACACACAUAAGAAGAGAAUUCAUGGCGAGAGUCCAUAUCCUGGUAUGAUACGUAUGAUAGAGAAACCAUAUUCUUGUUCCCAAUGUAAGAAAUCUUUCUUCAACACAGCCAGUCUUAUGAUACACAUGCGAGUCCAUACUGGGGAGAAACCAUAUUCUUGUUCUAUGUGUAAGAAAGCUUUCUCCUAUGCAUCCAGUUUUAAGAUACAUAUGCAAACUCAUAACGGCGAGAGACCAUAUCCUUGUUUCGAAUGUAAUAAAUCUUUCACCGAUAGAACGGGUCUUAUCAAACAUAUGCGAGUCCAUUCCAAAGAGAAACCGUAUUCUUGUUCCAUAUGUAAGAGAGCUUUCUCCCAGUCAGCCAGCCUUAAGAUACAUAUGCGAGUCCACACCAAAGAGAAACCAUAUCCUUGUUCCGUAUGUAAGAAAGCUUUCUCCCAGUCAAACACUCGUCAGGUACAUAUGACAAUCCAUACCGGGGAGAGAGCAUAUCCUUGUUCCAAAUGUAACAAAAAGUUUAUUACUAAAGGUAUGAAAGAUGUUCAUGAGAAAAAGUGUAAUAAUUUUAAAUAGUUCCGUAGUUUGAAAUAUGUUUUAUUGCUCUUAAUAAAAAAAUGUUUAUA
Messenger RNA from Diabrotica virgifera virgifera (western corn rootworm), 2080 nucleotides. Its product is annotated as zinc finger protein ZFP2-like. Gene Ontology annotation, molecular function: RNA polymerase II cis-regulatory region sequence-specific DNA binding; DNA-binding transcription factor activity, RNA polymerase II-specific. The transcript has a single exon. Bases 150 to 2030 code for a protein of 626 amino acids. Gene Ontology annotation, biological process: regulation of DNA-templated transcription. Lineage: Eukaryota; Metazoa; Arthropoda; Insecta; Coleoptera; Chrysomelidae. The record is from RefSeq and is a predicted model, not a curated record.